Molecule: messenger RNA, 812 nt
Organism: Apis mellifera (honey bee)
Lineage: Eukaryota; Metazoa; Arthropoda; Insecta; Hymenoptera; Apidae
Exons: 3
Coding region: 224-724 (166 amino acids)
Source: RefSeq, a predicted model, not a curated record
GAGGUCGUCGAAAAAUCGAUGCGAAUCGCCCACUCUCAAUAACGGGUUUAUUAUACCCGAAAUUUCUCUUCAAAUUUGUCUCGAACCUUCAUUAAGCAUCACCUUUUUUUCUUUUUUGAAAAGGAUCAGAUUAAUAUAUGGUGCUGAAAGAAGGGAGGAGAAGGUGCGUGAAGUUGGUCAGUUUAGUCAAUUAGUCGGCACGGCGCGGAACGGCGGAGAGAAAAUGGUGGGGGGAGUGGUCCGGCCAGUGGCGCGGCCGACAACGAGAUACGACAACUAUAUCGGGCUCCGUCGUGGCUUGAUCGGCCCACGAGGAAGACGAUCCCCGCGCAUCGACUCGCAAGGAAUUUUGUUAUCGAGCCACGAACCACGGUGCGAAGGGAGAGAGAAAGAUCCUAUAAUCCUCUGUUUUAAGGUAAUCGUCCAUCGAGCUAUUUUUUUUUUCUUCCUUUAUUUAAAUCACUAUAUAACUGUACGAGUUGAUAAAUCUAAAAAAAAAAAAAAAGAAAAGAAAAGAAACGACUUCAUCGCAAGAAAUUUGACGCAAGGUCAGGCCGGGAGGCGAAAUAGCGAAAGAAUGCAGGUUCAUAAUCGUAGAAUGGAAGUUGUUCGCGCGAUAAACGGGAAACAAUUUGGCUGCGAGACAAGAGGAACACCGGUGUUGCAUUACGUCUGGUACGAAAAGGAUGAACGCCAACCAGUGCCGACCCACUUGUUCCGAUAGGCCUUACAGCCAAUGCUCUAUUCAAUGCGCUGUUUCGAAAUAAUUUUUUAUAAAUAAAAGAACAUCCACCCCACUCGGAAGAAAAUAA